Pyricularia grisea is the source of this 285-nucleotide messenger RNA. RefSeq lists its product as uncharacterized. The transcript has 2 exons. Bases 1 to 285 code for a protein of 94 amino acids. Lineage: Eukaryota; Fungi; Ascomycota; Sordariomycetes; Magnaporthales; Pyriculariaceae. The record is from RefSeq and is a predicted model, not a curated record.
AUGAACCUGUAUCUCCAAACCCUCCUUUUCGGGCUCAUCACCGUCAGUCCAGCCCUGACCGCCUCUGACCCGACCGUGCCGCCGCCGGCACCAGCCUUUGCCAACGGCGCGCUUCUCCGCAUCAUGCCGCUGGGAGACUCCAUCACGCAGGGCAGCGGCUCGACCAACAGCAAUGGCUACCACAAGCGCCUCGUCUCGGAGCUGGAAAAGACCACCAAGGCCUCCAUGAUCGGCACGAACCACGACGGCGACUUUGCAGCCCCGGAUGGCGGCACCCGCAGCUAG